ACUGCAGCUUACUCUGUCUUGAUAAUUCAUAUUCCAAUUAGGUGAUGGCAGCUUAUGGUGCUGCGAUUUCUCUCAAGAACACGAUUAAACUUAUUGUACAAUCGUCUCGUAUUUCGCUGGUUCCUCCAUCUCCGCAAGUCUUACAACCAGCCUAUGAAGCCAUGGCUCGCUUGCAGAAAGUUCUGCUAAAGUUGGAUUCCACCGGCUACAGAAAGAUCAGGACGAAGGUGAAUGCUUUGGAUGAACGCAUCAAAACGGUCGUAUGGGAAUUCGAAGAUUUACUAGAGUCCCUUUUCACCCAUCAGAUUCUUCUACAACUCGAAAGCCAGAGAGGUCACUUGUCUUUCUCUGUAGAUCUGCAGAGUCUACGACAGAGCGUUGAUCGCUUCGUCUAUAAGGCGAUGGUGAUGGAGGCGGCGUACGAUGCUGAAUUGUUGAAUAUGCGUGAAGAAGAAGGCGAACCGAUUUCCUCAAGAAUUGAUGUUGGUGGAAUCAACUAAGAGAUGGUUGGAUUGAAUGAUGAAUUUGAACAAGUUAAGGAUUAUCUCAUUGGAAAAGAUGAAGGUGAUUGGUUAUUGGUUACUGGGAUGGCAGGGGUUGGAAAGACAUUUCUGGCUAAGAAAGUAUUUGACGAUCCAUCGGUUCAGACAUAUUUUGAGCUUCGAGCAUGGGUCAAAGUGGGCAGAAAAUGUGAAUCCACUGAAAUUUUACGAUGCAUUCUAGCUCAAGUGCAUCCCAACAUUCAAGAACGAGUGCUUACCCGAGGAGACGAUGAUGAUGGCGAGAAAUUAGUUGGACUCUUGCAAAUGCGAUUGAAGAGCAAGAAAUGUCUCAUUGUGUUGGAUGAUGUAUGAGAAUGGGACACGCGGGUAUUGGAAAACUUGGAAAAAAGUAAUGUCCGAGUCUUGCUUACGAGCAGGAAGAGGAUUAAAGCAUCUUCAUUUCUAGUAGUACGAUUGUUGGAUGAUGAAGAAAGUAAGAAAUUACUUGGUGAGAAGUUGUUCGGUGAAGAGGGUUUCCCUCACCAGCUUGAAGAAUUGGGAAAGAAGAUUGCCUACAAAUGUGAAGGUCUUCCACUUAUGAUAGUCACAGUUGCAGAGCUUCUAUCCAAAGAAGACAAGACCCUACAAUACUGGACUGAGGUAUGCGAGAAACAACAUAAUUCAGUCUUCUUAGAUGCAUAUAAUCAAAUAUUAGAGGUACUUUCCCCGAGCUAUGACUAUUUACCUCAAUAUUUAAAAAUGCUUUUUCUCUAUUUGGGAGCUUUCCCUCCAUAUAGCGAUAUUGAUACAAACGACCUUUUCAAUCGGUUGAGUGCUGAAGGGUUUCUUGAAACAAUUGGAAACCAAACCGUAAAUGAUUUUAUUCAAAAACCUUUGGCAGAGCUUGCUGCAUUGUACAAUCUUGUUAUAUUCAAAUUCAAACCAGGAUCUUGGUUUUCAAAGAGAGAGUUUCGCGUGCACUCUUGUUGGCAGCACUUUUGCAAAAAAGAAGCAAGUAGGAUCAAGUUUUUGCAUGUAGUGCAAAGUUACGAUGAUGAUAUGAAAGACCAGCGCCGGUUGUGUGCUCAUUACAACACUUUAUUUGCCUUCAAAGAAGUGUAUGAUUCAAUAAAAAUUGAUUGUGCAUUUACGACCCGUUCUAUACUCUGUUAUGGUCCUAGCCACCAAUAUCCAGUGCCAUUACAUGCCAUGGAUUUCAAGUUGCUUAGGAUACUAGAUGCUUGUAAGGUCCGAUUUUACCAUAUUCCACGUGAAAUUUUGAAACUAGUUUGUUUAAAAUACCUUGCCCUUACUUGUGACAUAGAGCUUCCUAUAUCCAUAUCCAAGCUUUUUUACCUUCAAUUCUUGAUUAUCAAACAAUAUGUAAGCAUAAGAAAGCGUGGGGGUCAGUCCUAUAUGCCAAUGGAAAUAUGGAAUAUGCAAGAGCUACAACAUAUUGACAUCUUCGGAAGAGACCUACCAACUCCUAAUUCUGAUGCUACUUUGGACAAACUCACUAGUCUUUUUGGUGUGAGUGCAAAGAGUUGCACUAGAGAAAUUCUCAAAAGAAUCUCUAAUUUAAAAGCCUUAGCAAUUCAGAUGGAGUUGAAGCCUUAUGAUGAUGAUGGUGCUGAUUACAACCCAUUGAGUGACUUGGGUUAUAUCUCAAAGGAACUCCAAAAUUUGAUGGGACUUGUAUUUGUUGUAAUCAAUCCUGACAUGAAGUAUGAGUGUAUGGCUCCUCUUUCAAUGUUCCCAUCAAGUCUAUCAAAUUUGACUUUGGGUGGCUUAGGGUGUCCAUGGAAGCACAUGAAUGACAUUGGUUUGUUGUUACCAAAUAUAAAGAAGCUUACUUUACAAGGAUAUGCCUUUCGAGGCCCAGAAUGGGAUAUAGAAUCAAGGUGUUUUCUGAAGCUUGAGACACUUGUGAUUGAAGACACUGAUUUGGUUCUAUGGAGACCUCAACAUGGAAGCCUGCCUAGGCUUGAACUCCUAAGCAUAAGACAUUGCUACAAAUUACGACAAUUCAAUUGGAUGCGUGAUCCCUCAAUGGUCCAAACUACAAUUGAAUUAGUUGAGUGCAAUCCCUUAGUUAUCCCUUCUGCCAAGCUAUUAAGACCGAUAUCUCUCUUCAGAGUUUGUUGCUACUCUUCAUUUUGAGAUGAGGUCUCGUAGCUAGACUCUCAAUUUGGUUAACAGGUUGAGUUGCAUUAACUUCCCAUGCAUCAGUUUAUAUCAUGAGACCGGCCAACGCUCCACACCAUGCCUCCUCGCUCUCAACCCAACGAAGAUCUUUCUAGUUGUCUAAGGUUUCGUGGAGUUUUUCGACUCAAUCAAAAUUGUGUUUCUGGUUGUCUGAUGAGGUAUUGUGGAGGUUUCCCAAGAUUACUUUUCAGUUUGUUAGUGCAAUAAAUAAGCAGAGAAAAGGAAUAUUUAGAUAUGCCUACAAACAUGAUUGAAUGUUUAGACCUUAUGAGUUUUUUUUAUGUACUCCCUCGUCCCCAAAAUUCGUCACCAUUU
Salvia hispanica is the source of this 3002-nucleotide messenger RNA. Lineage: Eukaryota; Viridiplantae; Streptophyta; Magnoliopsida; Lamiales; Lamiaceae. The record is from RefSeq and is a predicted model, not a curated record.